Molecule: messenger RNA, 1276 nt
Organism: Belonocnema kinseyi
Lineage: Eukaryota; Metazoa; Arthropoda; Insecta; Hymenoptera; Cynipidae
Gene: Osi6
Product: Osiris 6
Exons: 3
Coding region: 123-896 (257 amino acids)
Source: RefSeq, a predicted model, not a curated record
UCGGGUUUCGGAAAAAGGCGGGUCCUCCGUAUUUCUCUCUCUUUUUUAUCCUCAGUCGUGCCUCGACGCAUAUAUAACGACCCACACCUGUGCGUGACUCGUACUCGUCAAACGAAACCAGAAUGAAGUUGUUCGCUAUCUUGUGUCUCUCCACCGUUGUGGUGCUGGCCUCAGGUCAGAGCAUCGACGAUUGCCUAACGCAGGACAGUAUUGCCUGUGUGCAAAGAAGCAUUUAUAGAAAAGCCAAGGAGUUCUUCGGCAAAGACAGUUUUGAGCUCAUCAGCGGUGUGAGUCUCGUCAAAGCCAAGGAAGACAGAUCCUCCAGGACCAACGAGGAUGUUCUCUACGACCAGGAAAUCGAAAAUGCAAACAAUGUUGCUGAAAGACAGAGUGCUCUCGAAAACUUCGUUGGAUCAGAAGCAACCGGUUUCUUCUCUGGACGCAGCCUCAAGAUCAACUUUGCCCCAGCAAUUGAAAAGAUUACUGAAUCUGCACGUGCUAUCUCGGACUCUGUUCCCCAAGAAGUACGUCAAGCUGUCGACGAAGUCGUUGAAGGACGAGGAAAGAAGAAAAUGCUGAAGCAGAUCCUUCCUUUGUUGAUCGCCGCAAAGGUUAAGAUUGGAAUCAUCGCUGUCCUAGCCUAUUUCGCAGUUGCCCUGCUCGCCAAGAAGGCAAUCCUCGCCUCCAUCAUUGCUAUUGCAAUUUCUGGAUUUUUGAAACUGAAAUCCUACUUGUCGGGCAAGGAAGGUGCUGGAAUCACUGGAUACAAUAGUGGAUGGAACUCUGCAGCCAGCAGUGCAUACGGAGCACCAGCAGCUUCUUCUGGAGGCUGGCAAUCCAGCUCAUCUGGUUGGGACUCUGGAGCAGGUCAAGGAUUCUCUGGAUAUCACCGUUAAAUAUAAAUAAAAUACCACGUGGCUGGUUUCGUCUAAUUUAUUCAAGGCCACGAGGGUUCGUCAUGAGACGAAAAAAUCUUCUCGUUGCCAGCCCCUCUGGUUUCUGGAGGGGGAUGUAUUUAUUUAAUUUAUAAAUUUAACAAAUGGCGUUGCACUUGGUGUACUGGGUGCAAUGUAUAAUGUAAAUACUAUACUUACUCGAUCACAUGUAUAAAUUUGCACGCUGUUCGUGUUCGAUUUACUUGCGUAAUUAUUUACUGUGUAAACGGACUUUUGUAAGUAGACUUGUUAAGUCAACGAAUCAAACAGAGAGGCUAGUCUCUAUUAUUGUCCUCAGUGUCAUAAUUUUACCUCUGAAUUAAAGUUAUCGAACUAAUCAA